Messenger RNA from Monomorium pharaonis (pharaoh ant), 2898 nucleotides. RefSeq lists its product as uncharacterized. The record is from RefSeq and is a predicted model, not a curated record. Lineage: Eukaryota; Metazoa; Arthropoda; Insecta; Hymenoptera; Formicidae. The transcript has 2 exons. The coding region runs from base 2067 to 2405 and encodes 112 amino acids.
GUAUUUUAUAUCUACUGUUUUUUUUAUUUAUUCUUUAUAUAUAUACAUAUACAUUCAAAUCUCUCUCUCUCUCUCUCUCUCUCUCUCUCUCUCUCUCUCUGUGAACUGUACAUACGUAACUCCGAAUAUCAAAUGCGCACAUGUGUUUCAUACGUGUACAAAUCGUUACUCAUCAUUACCGCGAAAAUAAUUAUUCCCACCUGCUAAACGCGAUCGCAGUAUCGAUAAUACAUUUUGCGUGCUUCUCCCCGUUCAAUAAUUCCGAAUUAGAGGCACGUCACGUUGUUUCGCGAAGAGCGUUAUUCAGUUUCGUAGGGAGGGGGUGAAAAAAAAAUAAACGAUACAUUUCUCUCCGGGCCAAUUCCCGGAACAGUUCGUUCGCUUGCUUGUUCGUUCAACGCGCCGUGUGAAACAAACAGUAGGGCGGAGUGUAUAGUCAGAGACAGAUGCUCCACUAACAGACAACCACCAGCUCAUUGCCGAAGACGUUUCGCGACAAAGUACAUACAAACGGAGACGUACUCGAUUAAAUACUAGCGUCCCGCUUAUAUCUAUCCGUUCGUUUUUGGCACCCGCACCGCGUGUUGUCGACACGUGAGGAGAUAACCUUGCCGAUAGUCUCACACUAGGUGCUGCACGGAAGACUUGAGGUAUCUAAAAAUUUAGCACAAUACAGAUCUAAAAGUAAUUUUAUUACUUACGCGAAAAUAAUUACGAAGAACGUUCGAGCCUGAUGAAUAACGUCGUAAAAAGUUCUGAUAUUCUGGCAACCAACCUUCUGUAUAAUUAUUUUGUUCUAAAAAUAGAUACACUGGAACCCCGCGUUAGCGGACUGUUCGGGGCUUUCGUCCGCUAACGCGGGGUUAUCUCCUAUUGCUUGGUUUCACUCCCACUCCGUGAAAUACGCGACUGCACUGCUCAUUGCUAUCCCCCACACACGCUACUCAUGUGGGCCGAGUGCAUAUGGAGGGGAUAGUUUCUGCUAACGCGGAGUACGCUAACGAGGGGUUCCAGUGUAUUUUUAGAUUUGUAUGUUCUACUAAAUUUUUAAAUACGUUAGCAAAACUUUUUGUGGUACCGAUUUGAUUCUGCGUCAGUACCGUUUUCUACCAAACUUGGAAUAAAGUAAGGGUAUCAAGAAUUUUUUCAAGGAAUGGAGUUAUAAAUGUCUCUCUCCUUUUGAUUUUAAAUGAAAACAUCUUGUUCUUGAUUUUUUUAAUAGAAAAAUAUUAAGUUUUACAAAUCAUAACUUUAAUUUCUUUCAUUAAAACCAAUAUAUGUAGUUCUUUAACAUCGCUAUUAUUAUUAUUAUUACGUACAGAAUAUUUUCUCCAUGACUUUUUAGGAAAAAGUUAUAAAAAAAAAGAACAGAAAGGUUUCCUGUCUUAUAAGAAAUAUUGCUAUAAGUAUUAAAAGUGUGAUAAAAAUAAUGCAUAGGAUAAAGAUUAUUCAAUAAAGUUCAUAAAAUUAUUAAAGAAUUGCACGACAAUUUCUUCUUUCGAUUUAACACGUCUUCAAUAUUUUAUGUGAUAAGAAAAAAAAUGUAUUCAGAUCAAAAACAAAGUUGUAUUCUUUUUUAUAAUUGAAAACAAGAAAUGAAUAAAAAAUGUCGAAUCUUUCAAACACCCGCCUUUGAAUAUAUGCCUUCGGACAAGAUAGUGUUGGAUCAAUCGAUAUCGUUUCGGAUUCUCAAUCGCGUCAUCCGCCGCAUUUAGUUCACGUGCGCGAUUUAACGCAAGUUCUCGGCAACGAGGGUACUAUGCUUUGAAUCGCGUCGUGGGCGACUGCGAGCGUAGGUAAGAGGCUUCCCUUUGCUUCCUCACGACAAGAUCCAAUAGAUCUGAGCUCGGGAGGUCUUUCUUCCUCUUCUCUCCGAAGUGGCCAACGGUGGCUUUUCGCGGAUAAAAGGAGCUUCGCUCGACGAGUGCCUCGUAAUGCUUUCGCAUUCGUCGUCAACCGUCGCCUCGAUGUUCCGUCAUAUUUUUUCCAUCUCCGCCUCGUUCUGCUGACGUAAAUCGCGUAUAACACUGCACAUCGCGCCGCGCCGUGCCGUAGCGCGAAGAUCGAUGAUGCAACUCCAGAGAUGCGUUACGAUUACGCGGCAAGUGCAUCCGCGAGCGAAACGUCGCGGUCGUAAAAGAGUUGCGAACGGAGAAGAAUUGAGCCUGUUGUCCCGUACACGAGUUCACUUUACGCGCAACAGCGAAUACCUGAAGGGGGGGAAAAAAGGAAUAUCUCACACGCCCGAAGUUUUGCGUUUCGAAAGAAGUCCCGGAGUUACUUCCUUCAGUUUAACAACAAUUUCCGGAUUGCCAUUGGCAAAUGUUUGUAGCUUACGCCAAUGCACCACAGGACGAGUCGUUUACACGACGAUGAAGCAUAGAUUACGGAACGGACGUCCGUAGGAUUGACGAUGCGAAUGAAACGAUGUUUUAGGCAACGCUAAUUGUCAUGGUAAGUGCCACGAUGUUAAAUUAGAAGCGGUAGGAGAAAUCUCGCAGUAAGUCGUGUCGUUAGUCGGAAACUGUGAAACUUGAAAACGCGACGCUUUUAAUAAGCGUUUAAUACGACCACGCGGUUUCACGUCUCGAAAGAUGGCGGGCGUAAGAGUCAGAUAUCUUUUUUUUCCCUCAAUUGACAGCUCUCCGUUGACGAGCUUAUAAUGCGGCUUGGAAUGGCGCGCGUCAUCGGCGAACAACACGCAAUACGCAAUAAUUGGAGAAACGUGUCAAAAGUUGCGCCGACACGCUUCACGUGAGUUUAACAUGCGAUUCUUUGAUAUUGCUCGCGACCGCCACCGGCGAACUGCCACUAGUGCCACUUCUCAGCUUUGCCCCGCUUUGACGUCUAAAUAACACGGAAAUAUCUGCAACGUCUUCCGCGCGACGCGUGUAUACA